Maniola jurtina (meadow brown) is the source of this 2313-nucleotide messenger RNA. It is a transcript of the gene rump, whose product is annotated as heterogeneous nuclear ribonucleoprotein M-like. Bases 265 to 1863 code for a protein of 532 amino acids. NCBI's taxonomy places the organism in Eukaryota, Metazoa, Arthropoda, Insecta, Lepidoptera, Nymphalidae. Gene Ontology annotation, molecular function: mRNA binding. Gene Ontology annotation, cellular component: post-mRNA release spliceosomal complex; cytoplasm; nucleus. The record is from RefSeq and is a predicted model, not a curated record. Gene Ontology annotation, biological process: regulation of mRNA stability involved in response to oxidative stress. The transcript is spliced from 12 exons.
UCUCUUUGGUUUGGUCACAGUUCGCCAUUUUGUUUUGUUGAAGCUUGAUUUCUGUGCUUGAUUAUGAUUUGAUCUUACCAGUGAAAUUGUGGUGAAAUUGAUGAUUCUUGAAACAUGAAAGAUAGGCUGAUUUUGAAAACCUAACAGAAACUGUGAAAUAUCGAAGAUUGUGUCGCUUUAUUUACCAAAUUUCGACCAAAUAAUUGUCCUAUAAACAUUUAGUGUAUGUACCGUGUACUUAAUUGAAACGAGCAUUAUCAGACAAUGGAUAACCAAAGAGAGAAGGAAAGGGACCGCUCCAGGCGCGGAGACAGACCGUCCAGGUUCUCCGACGCCACGCGAGACCGCUCGGGGGAUCGCGAGAGAUCAGAAGGAAAGCGAUUAUUUGUCUCAAACAUACCGUAUGAGUUUCGUUGGGCUGAAUUGAAGGACUUGUUUAAAGAUAAGGUAGGCGAUGUGGCAUAUGUUGAAUUAUUCAAUGAUGAAAACGGAAAGCCAAGAGGAUGUGGUGUUGUAGAAUUUACAAACUCAGAAGCUAUGAAAAAAGCUCUAUUCGUCAUGCAUAGGUAUGAACUUAAUGGGAGGAAACUUGUUUUAAAAGAAGAAACUGGUAAUGAAAGGAACAGAUUGAAUAAUCCCCGGCAAGGAGGUGGGGUUGGUGGCGGAGGGAGGAACAUGAGGGAUGACAAAGAUGGAUGGGGAGUAAACAAACCAAGAGAACCUGAAAACUACAACACAUAUGGAUUAAGUCUACAGUUUUUGGAGUCUAUAAAUGUGCAACCACCUUUAGUCAAGAAAGUAUUUGUUGCAAAUCUUGACUACAAAGCAGAUCGCACUAAAAUAAAAGAGAUCUUCAAAAUGGCUGGCAAAGUGCGCAACAUUGACUUGGCUGUGGACAAAGACGGCAACAGCAGAGGAUUUGCUGUUAUAGAAUAUGAUCAUCCUGUUGAAGCAGUACAGGCAAUAUCAAUGUUUGACAAGCAAAUUCUAUUUGAGCGCAGAAUGACGGUCCGUAUGGACAGAGGUACUACAGAUAAGGGUGAAUUACGAUUGCCUGAAGGUCUUAAAGGCAUCGGAAUAGGGUUGGGGCCAAAUGGUGAACCAUUGAGAGAUGUGGCUAGGAAUUUACCCCAGAAUACAACUCCCAAUACUUUGAACUUAGCAUCGGCCGGGUCGUCUAUAGGCGCGGGAGUUUUGGGUGCAGUGCCCACGGGAGGUGUUGGGUUGAAUGGCCUGGGCUCAGGAUUAUCUGCCAAUACACUCACUACAAACGCAGCACUUAGCAGCAGUUUAGGAUUGCAGGCCUUAGGACUUACUGGUCUAGGAGCUCUCCAGAACCAACUGUUACAGCAAGGUCUGACCGCAAAUGACCUGGCUACAGUACUGUCACAGGCCCAAGUGGCCAACACCAAUGCAUUGGGUCUCAACACUGGAGAUGGCAUGGGGAACGUCCUCGGCAACAAUAGUCUCAGCAACAAUGUCUUAGGAGUAGGACCCAAUGCUUCUAUGAGCAGUGGACCGCUUUCAGGUACUAAUCGUCAACUAGGUGGCGCCUCGGUGUCGGGGCAAGGCUUCGGCCGCGACUCGGGCCAGGGCUUCGGUCGUGACUCGGGGCAGCAGCAAAACAACAACAGGGACAAGCAGACCUCUGAUAUGGUUGUGAUCACCAAUCUUCCACAGACUGUAACUUGGCAAUUAAUUCGCGAAAAGUUCAGCGAAUGUGGCGAUGUAAAAUUCGCUGAAAUGACUGCGCCAGAUACUGCUAUCGUGAGGUUCCAUAAAGAAUGGGAUGCCGAGAGAGCAGUCAAAAUGUUUGACAGGACACGUAUUGAUGGCCGGACAAUAGAUGUCCGUUUCUUUUAGGAGAAACAGGAAAGGAAUGUCGUAUUGAAGUUGAGGUCUGUCGGUCGAAAACUGCUUGUGAUCGUCUCGUUCAUCUGCUGCGUAAUACUUUUCUCUCCAUUGAUUUACUCGAAGUUUGACAAACUCUUAUAUUUAGGUUAGAUUAGUGUAAGUCAUAUUUUUGUGUACACGAAAAGGUCGAUGAAUAUUUGAGAAAGCAAGAUUAAGGAACAUUUUGGGAAGUUUUUCACGACACGCGUUGGUAAUUGAACUUGAAGGGCUUUUUAAAACUAACAACUAGAAUGUUGCUUUCGAUCUUAAUAAUAAUAAUUAAUCAUUUAAAUUGUAUUUAGUUUAUAUUUGGAGAUACAGAAGCGUCUUUUUGUUUUUGUCUUUUUAAAUAUUUGACUUUAGGUCUGUGUAGAAGUCAAGUUUUCAUAGAUUCGAUUUCAAUAAACUGAUGUAUGACAA